Arvicanthis niloticus (Nile rat) is the source of this 1658-nucleotide messenger RNA. RefSeq names its product SPEM family member 2 (gene Spem2). The record is from RefSeq and is a predicted model, not a curated record. NCBI's taxonomy places the organism in Eukaryota, Metazoa, Chordata, Mammalia, Rodentia, Muridae.
ACAGUGUGGGUUGGGCUGGGCUGGGUUGGGCUGGGUGGGGGGGGGUGGCCCAGGUGGCCUUAGGACCCCCCCACCAUGGAAAACCAGCUGUGGCAGAACACCCUGGGGUGCUGCAAUCAAUACCAAGAAAGCCCCCAGGAUGCUGAGAACAUCCUAUUCCUGCUGCUGGGCCUCAUCAUUCUGGUCAACAUCAGCAUCAAUGUGACAACCGUGAUGUGGAAUGGGCUCCAGAAUGCCAUAGACAAGAUGAUCUGUUGGAUGAACCAGAAAACAGAUGAAGUCCAAGUUGCCGAAUGUCCCCCCAAAGAGCCCCAGACAGCCAACGUCCAGGACGUCCACAUCCACUGUGUCCUCGACCCUGUACAAGUGAAGAUGGCCCAACACACACAGUGUUCCUCUUCCUCUUCCCAUUUUUUCUGUAAGCGCUCUAAUGACAGGCGCAGCCGCAGGCGCUACCGCUGCCAACAGGGCAACCUUCAGACUCGCCAAAGCAGCCAGCAGCAACAGAGCUGCCACAGCCACCAGCAGAGACUUCGGAACAACAGGCAAUUCCCCCAUGGCUACCCAACCUUUCGUAAACAACCUCAAAGCCACAAGCUGUCACAGAUGAGGCCAAUGCCCUUUUUUGACCUGGAAGACCGGGAUUCCCUGCUGGAGGAUAAUCGGUCCUGCCCGCAUGCCAAGCAACCCCGUGGGGGCUGGGGUGGUUUGCGUAAGCCGGUGCGUCUGGCCUCCAAUGUGGGACUGUGGGGUCGCCAGGGUGGAAUCCUCGCCAGCCUCCCAUUACCCUCCCUCUACCUGUCACCAGAGCUGCGCCGCUUGCCUAAGCGAGUGGAGGCCAAGUCAGAACUGAGGUUACAGGGCUUCGGUCCCCAUUAUUCACAGUCCCGGAUUUGGGGUAACAUGGAAGCUGAGCAGUGGGCCUCAUCACCGCCUCCUCCCCGCCGGCUGCUUCCUAACCCUUCCUGGGUCACCGUGGGUUAUAGCUCUUUCCCUUCAGGGGGCCACAUACCUUAUGAUGCCAGGGACCAGUGGCGCCGUGGGACAGAAAGCUGUGAGCCACCACCUGCCUUUGUAUCCAGGAACCCAAGGCCAGAGGCCCAAGGCUACAGGGACCACACCUCCUCACAGGCCUACAGGCAGAACUUCCCUAGCUAUACUCACAGCCAGCCGAACCACAGCCCACCACAAUCCAUGGGGCAUGUGGGUUAUAGCUCCAGGGAAUCUCACGAAGUCCGCAGGCGGGCCCCUGACUGGAUUGAAGUUUUCCCCUCUCGUCAUCCUCUGACCACCUCUACCUCCCUCACGGCAUUGGGUGAGGCUUCAUACCAAAGGGCCCCAACUGCCAGCUCAGGCUUGAUCCCUCAUUCCUCCCAGCGCUUGGCGGAAGUCCAGAUUUCUGAACCAACCCCACCUCCAACCACCUUUGUUCCACUCAGUCGGAAUCCAGGUGGCAAUGCCAACUACCAGGUUUAUGACAGCCUGGAGCUGAAGAGGCAGGUGCAGGAGAACAGAGGGCGGGCCAGCUCGCUGCCACCACCUUCCACCUCAGCUUCAAGGCCCUCUCUGCAUAGAAGCCGGACAGGGAAACUUAACUGAGCAGCCGGGGAACGUGAAUAGUGGGGCAAGGCAUGGAGAAAGGAAUAAAGAGAGAGUCC